Messenger RNA from Onthophagus taurus, 1073 nucleotides. RefSeq names its product BTB/POZ domain-containing protein inc (gene inc). Gene Ontology annotation, biological process: proteasome-mediated ubiquitin-dependent protein catabolic process; protein homooligomerization. Gene Ontology annotation, cellular component: cytoplasm; Cul3-RING ubiquitin ligase complex. The record is from RefSeq and is a predicted model, not a curated record. Lineage: Eukaryota; Metazoa; Arthropoda; Insecta; Coleoptera; Scarabaeidae. Gene Ontology annotation, molecular function: cullin family protein binding.
UCGAAGAUGGCGACACCGUUCGAGUAAAUAUGGCCAACUAUGCCGUGGACGGUGAAGACAAUAAACAGGCCUUUUUCAAAAACGGUAACAAGCAGUGGGUGAAAUUAAACGUCGGGGGCACUUAUUUUUUAACUACGAAGACUACGCUAGCUCGAGAUCCCAACUCGUUCUUGUAUAGAUUAGUUCAAGAGGACAGCGACCUCAUAUCAGACAAGGAUGAUACCGGGGCGUAUUUAAUAGACCGUGACCCGAGUUAUUUUUCCCCGGUGCUCAAUUACCUUCGCCAUGGUAAACUAGUCAUAAAUAAAGGUCUUGCGGAAGAGGGUGUUCUUGAAGAAGCGGAAUUUUAUAACGUAGCCGAAUUAAUAACUCUCGUUAAAGAUCGUAUUUACCACCGUGAUUCGCGGCCGUCGAACGACAGCAAGAAGCACGUGUACAGGGUGUUGCAAUGCCACGAAGAUGAACUCACGCAGAUGGUUUCGACGAUGUCCGACGGUUGGAGAUUUGAACAGUUGGUAAACAUCGGUUCGCAAUAUAAUUAUGGGGCGGACGAACACGCGGAAUUUUUGUGCGUUGUAAGUCGAGAAUGCGGCGUUCCGGAAGGCCCCGAAGUGGAGCAUAGCGAUCGCGCGAAAGUUUUACAACAUAAAGGAUCGAGGAUGUAAAAAAAAAUAAGUUAAUUUAGAACAAAAAGGGGAAAAGAAAAUGUACAGAGAAGAAUUGGGGUUUAAAAUUUUCUUGAUAUUAAAAUUAUUAAUUGAAAACAAAUUUUUUUGAAAAGUACUGAAUAUUAAAGGACUGUUUUUUUUAUGAUUGAAGAAAAUAAUGAUAGCAAUACUCAUCCUUUCGUUUUCUUUCCACUUUAUGUGCGAUUAUUAAGAGAAUAUGUGCAACUUUAGGGAAAUAAAAGACGAAAAUGAAUCGAUUUUUGGGGUUUUACAAAAAACAUUCAAUUUAGAAGAAAAAAAUGAUUAAGAAAAUAAUAAUACGCACAACUAGACUGUAACAAUAAUUAAAAAAAGUUCACCCUUCGUUAAAUAAUACCGUUUUAACGUAGGUUAAAUUAAAAAAAU